Molecule: messenger RNA, 941 nt
Organism: Leptopilina boulardi
Lineage: Eukaryota; Metazoa; Arthropoda; Insecta; Hymenoptera; Figitidae
Exons: 2
Coding region: 202-921 (239 amino acids)
Source: RefSeq, a predicted model, not a curated record
ACUCGAUAUCUUCAUGCAGAAGCAAAGUGUACAUGAAUUGAUCACAAAAAAUUUAUAUUUCAACUUGAAAUGUUUGUUUUUAUUAUUUUACUGUGUUAUCUAUACCUGCUGUGAGCAGUAUAUAAAUGGUAGAAAUUUAUAUUAAACACUAUAAGUGUAACUAAAUAAGUCUAAAGAAAAAUAAGGCAGAAGAUUCCAAUCAUGGCUAUAUCAAAUGAUGUAAUUCAUUAUUUGGAAAUUAUUCUUAUUCUUAUUACGUUGUGCACCUGCAGCAAUGCUUCUGAAUUAAAUGAGGAACAACUAUCCAGGGAUAAAGAAAUUGCACGUCUCACAGCUUCAGGAAUGGUUGAACCAGAAUUGUUUUACGACUUAAUGCACAAGGAAAAUUUUGAUAACAAUUGCUCAUUGUCAUAUAGAUUAUAUGAAAUGGGGAGAAAUACUCAUAGACAUAUAUUGUAUCAUUUAGGUAAUAGCAAGAAUUUGGGUUAUGAUUGGUACUUUUACGGUUUAAGGCAUUUUAAAGAUAUGUAUUAUAAAGUAGCUAAGAUAUAUAAUAUUUUUAAUUUGUCAUCUGUAAUAAGUUUUGAAGAUGCCUUUUCCAUUGCAUAUUACACUAAUUAUGGCUUUGAACGAAUAAGACAAGACACGGAUGAGGGUAGACAAAUGAGGAAUGCUUUCUACAGAUUAGCAAUAGUACAAUCCAAAGAUCCAAGUAAAUAUCAUAAUUCUAUAUUGUAUCGAGGACAAAGCGAACUCAAUACGUGGUAUGAAACACAUUAUUAUAUAAAUGGAACGGCAACAUUGACAAGAUUUACUUCAACAUCAUUAAAUGAAGCAGUAGCAGCUACCUACGCGACAGACAGAAAAAAUGCAACUAACAUGACUUCAACAGUUUAUGAAAUGCAUUUUCCACCCUGUUGAAAAUUCCGACCUCGUUUACG